Lathyrus sativus (Indian pea) is the source of this 2454-nucleotide messenger RNA. The record is from the annotation of a GenBank genome assembly. NCBI's taxonomy places the organism in Eukaryota, Viridiplantae, Streptophyta, Magnoliopsida, Fabales, Fabaceae.
AUGGAUAACAAUUUCAGUUCCUAUGAUUCUUCUAGCUUCAACAGAAAACAUCAUCACGAAGUUAAAGAAGAUUAUACAUCCUCUUCAUCUUUCAAUCUAAGGAAUAUUUCAAAACUCAUUCUUCCACCACUUGGUGUUUCUAGAGACAAUCAAGUUUACUCAAGAUGGAUCAUUUCACCAAUGGAUUCUAGAUACAGGUGUUGGGAAAGUUUUAUGGUUGUUUUGGUAGCAUAUUCUGCAUGGGCUUAUCCCUUUGAAGUUGCUUUCAUGCAUUCUUCUCCAAAUAGAAAACUGUAUAUUGUGGACAAUAUUGUUGAUCUUUUCUUCGCCAUUGAUAUUGUUAUGACAUUCUUUGUGGCAUUCAUUGAUGGAACUACUCAUCUUCUUGUCAGAAAUUCCAAAAAAAUUGUUGUUAGGUACUUAUCAACAUGGUUCAUAAUGGAUGUGGCAUCAACAAUACCCUACGAAGCCAUAGCCUAUAUUUUAACAGGCAAACACAAAUUGGGCCUCCCUUACUUCCUCUUGGGAAUGCUCAGAUUUUGGAGAAUCAGACGUGUCAAACAAUUCUUCACAAGGCUUGAGAAAGACAUCAGAUUCAGCUAUUUCUGGGUCAGAUGUGCCAGGCUUCUUUCUGUCACACUUUUUUCAAUCCAUUGUGCUGGCUGUCUCUAUUACAUGCUUGCUGAUAGGUAUCCUCAUCAAGGAAAUACAUGGAUUGGAGCUGUCAUUCCGAAUUUCAGAGAGACUAGUCCUAGAACCAGAUACAUUUCAGCCAUCUACUGGUCCAUCACCACCAUGACAACCGUUGGUUAUGGCGAUCUUCAUGCUGUCAACACCAUGGAAAUGAUUUUUAUUAUUUUCUAUAUGCUCUUCAACCUUGGACUAACCGCUUACUUGAUUGGUAACAUGACGAAUCUUGUAGUCGAAGGAACUCGUCGAACCAUGGAAUUCAGAAAUAGCAUUGAAGCAGCAUCGAGCUUUGUGUGCCGAAAUAGGUUGCCUCCGAGGUUAAAAGAACAGAUCCUUGCUUACAUGUGUUUGAGAUUUAAAGCGGAGAGAUUGAAUCAGCAUCAGUUAAUUGAACAGCUUCCGAAAUCAAUUUGCAAAAGUAUUUGCCAGCAUUUGUUUUUUCCAACUGUGGAGAAAGUCUAUCUCUUCAAAGGCGUCACGAAAGAAAUCCUUUUGUCCCUAGUUGCGAAAAUGAAUGCGGAAUAUAUACCACCUAAAGAGGAUGUUAUAAUGCAGAAUGAAGCACCAGAUGAUGUUUACAUUAUAGUUUCAGGAGAAGUGGAGAUCAUUGAUAGUGUUAUAGAGAAAGAGAGAGUUUUAGGGACUUUAACAAGAGGAGACAUGUUUGGAGAAGUUGGUGCACUUUGUUGUAGGUCUCAAAGCUAUACAUAUAGAACCAAGACUCUCACACAACUUCUGAGGUUGAAAACCAGUGCUCUUAUAGAAGCAAUGCAGAUUAAACAAGAAGAUAAUAUACUAAUACUAAAAAAUUUCCUUCAGCAUUAUAAGCAGCUUAAGGAUUUGACUAUCAAAGAUUUAAUGGUGGAGAAUGUUGAAGAAGAGGAUCCUAACAUGGCUGUGAAUUUGUUAACUGUGGCCGGAACAGGUAAUGCUGCUUUUCUUGAGGAGCUUCUAAGAGCUGGUUUGGAUCCUGAUAUUGGUGACUCAAAAGGGAAAACUCCUUUGCACAUAGCAGCAUCAAAUGGACAUGAAGAGUGUGUUAAAGUCUUGCUCAAACAUACAUGCAACAUACAUAUAAAAGAUAUGAAUGGUAACACUGCACUAUGGUAUGCUAUUGCUUCAAAACAUUACUCAAUCUUCAGAAUCCUCUAUCAGCUUUUUGCCCUUUCUGAUCCAUACACAGCAGGAAACCUCCUAUGUCUAGCAGCAAAAAGAAACGAUUUAACCAUAAUGAACGAGCUUUUAAAGCAAGGACUAAACAUCGACUCGAAAGAUGGACACGGCACGAAAGCCAUACAAAUUGCUAUAACAGAAAAUCUUGUUGACAUGGUUCAGUUGCUUGUUAUGAAUGGCGCGGAAGUUGCUGAUAUACAUACUCAUGAAUUUUCUGCAUCCACCUUAAAUGAGCUACUUCAGAAACGUGAAAUCGGACAUCUAAUUAAUGUGAAUGAGGAAAUGCCUAGUGAGUUUGUAUUAAAGGGUGAUAAUCAAGAAGAACAUAAACAAAUUAGGGGAAGAUAUAAUGGAGUAGAGUUUCCAAGAGUAAGUAUAUAUAGAGGUCACCCUAUAGUGAGAAGAGAAAAAGAUUUGAAUGAAGCCGGAAAGUUAAUAAAGUUGCCUGAUUCAUUAGAAAAGCUCAAAACUAUCGCAGGUGAAAAAUUUGAGUUUGAUGCAAGAGAUGCAAUGGUGACAAAUGAAGAAGGAGCAGAAAUAGAUAGUAUUGAUGUGAUAAGAGAUAAUGAUAAACUUUUUAUUGUUGAAUAG